This is a messenger RNA of Drosophila sulfurigaster albostrigata, 2091 nucleotides long. RefSeq names its product probable ATP-dependent RNA helicase DDX56 (gene Hlc). The coding region runs from base 95 to 1930 and encodes 611 amino acids. Gene Ontology annotation, molecular function: RNA helicase activity; ATP binding; nucleic acid binding. The record is from RefSeq and is a predicted model, not a curated record. NCBI's taxonomy places the organism in Eukaryota, Metazoa, Arthropoda, Insecta, Diptera, Drosophilidae. Gene Ontology annotation, cellular component: nucleolus. The transcript has 4 exons.
CUUCUUCUUCUUCCUUCAAUUGCGCGUGCUGCGCUCGCACGUAUUUUUAUUUUGUACACACGCUUUUUUGUGAUUGUAAUUGCGUUUCGCCGCCAUGAGCAGCACACAACAGAAAACGCUGCAGUUCCACGAACUGGAGCUGGACCAGCGUAUUCUCAAGGCAAUAGCUGCACUUGGCUGGUCGCAGCCCACGCUUAUCCAGUCGACGGCGAUUCCGCUGCUGCUGGAGGGCAAGGAUGUGGUGGUCAGGGCACGCACAGGUUCGGGCAAGACGGCGGCAUAUGCACUGCCGCUAAUACAGAAGAUUCUCAACUCGAAGCUGAAUGCGAGUGAGCAGUGCGUUAGCGCUUUGGUUCUGGCGCCCACCAAAGAGUUGUGCCGACAGUCGCGACAGGUGAUCGAACAGCUGGCCGAGUCGUGUGGCAAGGUGGUGCGUGUGGCGGACAUUGCGGGCAGCACUAAUGAUGUGGCCACCCAACGGCACGCGCUCGCUGAGCGUCCCGAUAUUGUCAUCUCGACGCCAGCGAAAAUAUUAGCACAUGCAGAGGCGGGCAAGAAUGUGGUGGACUUGAGGCACAUUGAGACGCUGGUGGUUGACGAGGCGGAUCUGAUCUUUGCCUUUGGCUACGAGCAAGACUUUAAGCGUCUGAUCAAACAUCUGCCGGCCAUCUAUCAGGCGGUGCUCGUCUCGGCGACCAUUUCGGAUGAUGUGGUGCGCAUGAAGGGUUUGUGUCUGCACGAUGCCAUCACCCUGAAGCUGGAGGAGCCCGACUUGGUGUCGCUCGAGCAGCUCACGCAUCAGCGCAUUCUCGCCGAGGAGAACGACAAGCCAGCGAUUUUGGUGGCACUACUAAAGCUCACACUCAUCCAAGGCAAAAGCAUCAUCUUUGUGAACAACGUGGAUCGCUGCUACAAGGUUCGCCUGUUUCUGGAACAGUUUGGCAUCCGUGUCUGCGUGUUGAACUCGGAGCUGCCGGCAAACAUUCGCAUACACACGAUCAGUCAGUUUAAUCGCGGCAGCUACGACAUCAUCAUUGCCUCCGACGAGCACAUGCUGGAGAAGCCAGGCGGCAGCAAUAAGCGCAAGGCGAACGCAAAGUCCAAGUCGAAGAAGGGCGACAUCGAGUCGAGCGCAUCGCGUGGCAUCGAUUUCCAGGGUGUCAACAAUGUGAUCAACUUUGAUUUUCCCUGCGAUGUUACCUCGUACAUUCAUCGUGCCGGACGCACAGCGCGUGGCAACAACAAGGGCUCCGUGCUCUCCUUUGUGAGCGUCAAGGAGUUGCCCCUCAACGAGGCUGUCGAACAGAAGCUGCGCCGUUGCUUCGCCCGCGAAACGUUGCCCAAGUGGGAUGAUGCGCCGGCCAAAAGUAAACCGAUUACCAAUCCCAAUGGGGAGGAGACGACGUUGUCGAAGGCGGACACCAAGCUGGUGGAGCAAUUGCGUCGCAACUAUGUGGAGCGACCCAAGAAGGUGGACAGCAACGAUAUGAUCAAACUUUAUCAAUUCAAGCUGGAGGAGGUGGAGGCGUUCAGGUAUCGUGCCCAGGAUUGUUGGCGUGCUGCAACUCGCGUCGCUGUCCACGACACUCGGCUGAAGGAGAUCAAAACGGAGAUCCUGAACAGCGAGAAGCUCAAGGGAUUUUUCGAGGAGAACAAACGUGAUCUGCAGGCGCUGCGACACGACAAACCGACGCGCACCAUCAAACAGCAGUCGCAUCUCAGCCACGUGCCCGAUUACAUCCUCCCCAAGGCGCUGAAGCGUGUUGCGGUCAAUCCACGACCAACUGGAGCCGGUUCGUCUGCCAAACAGCCCCGCAUGUCCGCCGGCAAGGCGGCGUUUCAACGCCAGAGCAAUGAUCCCUUGAUGGUCAGCGAAGUCGACUACGGCAAACGACGCAAUUUCACACAGCGCAAGAAGAAGACCAAGUGAGCAAGUGAACAUGCAACAUGGAAAAGCUCUUUAUCUGCCUUGAUGUUGAUCCUAGUUAAGAUUAUUAUGCGUAGUCUGUAAGUGAGCUGUGAGAGCUGUCGACUCCUAUUCAGCGAUGUCUUUUACUACUUUUCAAAUAAAACGUAACGUUGACAACUCGA